AUGAAUUUCAUCGCGGAAGUACCGGAAACCUGUGGCCUGCAGACGGAUGAUUGUGGGAAUUUGCACGUUGUGAACGGUCGGCCGCAGCUGUCAAAGGCCGAAGACUGUGACUGCAGCAAAUGGGGAAUUCUCAGUUCGCACAGCGAUGCCUUUGAAGCGUUGAACAUGGACGUGCGCGUGUCGGUGCUGGGGCGCAUUGGUCAACGCAAGAAGGUCACUGGCUGCAGCAUUCCCUACGUGGGACACCGUGGCAUCACCUUGGGUCAGCUACGGACCUUCGCGCGCAAGGCGCAUCGGCAGAUGGCCAAGCUGCACCCGAAGACACCCUGGGAUCACUUUACGGUGGCGCAGAUCUGUGAGUUGGUCGUCAAGAAGGCGAUAACGG
This is a messenger RNA of Cladocopium goreaui, 385 nucleotides long. The record is from the annotation of a GenBank genome assembly. NCBI's taxonomy places the organism in Eukaryota, Dinophyceae, Suessiales, Symbiodiniaceae.